GUACAUACUCAAACCACGUUUCCAGAUGCACGAUCUUCAUGUCUCCGUCAAGAUCGGCGACGGUCACACCCUCGAUGUCGAUAAUUCCGUCGUGUGCCUUUGCCAUCACCUUUUCUCCGUUACUAGACGUGUCAGUCCCCACCUACAGACCUGUACAACCUACGUAACCCACCAGUUGAAAGCGAUAUAAUCAUUCUUCAUCCAUCCCCAAUGACGCCAGCGGAAUGCCACCUUGGGUGGCCCACUGUACACUUCCAAGACUUCCCAGGCAAACGUAGGCAUCAUCCGCUUGAACGUCUUGUGGCUGACGGAAAAAUCAUUAUGCUCCGGUGAGUAGUACUCGCUUGGUGGUAAAAUGGCAUUGUACGUGCCCUGCUUCAACAUGUAGUCUACCGAGGAGCGCUGCUUGCCGUUCAUCGAAAACGAAUAUCGCUCCUGAUUGAUUGUACGCCAGUCCUCGAGCCGUGUUUUGAACGAAGCCUCUAUUUCCCAAUUCUUCACCAGAUUCUCGACUAGUCUGACUCUUUCUUCUCGCGUGAAGUGUAGCAUUGGAAGGGAUAGCGCACUCUCUUCAUAAACCUUUCGUGUCUUCGUAUAGUCCGGCUUCUUGCCAAACCUCCAGAUGGACGAGUCGUCGUUCAGAACGGCGUUCGGAUCGGUAUAAAAGUCGGGCAGGGCUGGCUUAGAUUCAGCCUUACCCGAUGCUUCCUGUACAUCCGCCAUAUUCUUCUUGCUUCGAGCAAAAGUCAGCAGAGAGUGCGGAAUUGAGAUUAUGCCGGUAAAACCGUCAGAGAAAACUCGCAGCAAAGACCCCAGGCCGCGACUGAUAAUGGUGGUCAAGCGGUCCAUGGUAUUUCUCUUAUAUUACGCCCCCGUACUCUGAAAGUGGAAAAAGCAACGAAAAUUGCAUCAGACGGCUGUCAGUGCGUGGACGGGGAAAAUAGGAAGGAGGAUCGAUGCUUCAAGAACUUAAGGUCAGUGGCGUCUACACUGGCAUCUUCAGACAAGCAUGGCGACAUUCGUGCGACCGUGGGCCCAAAGCUAAAUGGUAUAUGAGGCAUGCGAGGUGCACGUCCUCGCCUUUACACCGUGAGCUUGGUACAAUCUGGAUCCUUUCGGACAUGGGGACAUAUCUAGGCAGAGACGGUCGGUAGAGGAUUGCCAACAAUAAGACGAUGGCAUAUCAUUUUUAUCGCGUACGAUAUCUCAGGGUGCGGAACCACAUCAGGUCGUUGGGUGCACAUAGAGAUACAUUCCUACAGUCUCGAGCUGCCUUCCAUUCUCACCGGUGCUCUCUGUUCGGCGCUCGCAUUGUCCACAGGUUGUUUCAUAACGGGACGACAGCAAACGAGGCUUACGCUGGGUUCAACGGUCGAGAAACCUUAUCGACAAACGGUCAGGCAGAGGCAGCGCUCUUCCCGGCGCCUACGCGAGCUGCGUCUCACCUGCGGGUCGCAACGGUAACGGGAUGGAGGCAACACCAGGUUUGAUUGCUACCCUUCCUGGCAAUCAAACAACCCGUUCUUUGGGCCGUCUGCGCUAUAUGCGCAUGCGCGAAGUUAGCAAAGACUUCCCGGCACGUGAAGUCGGCGUUAGGUGAAACGGGGUCUUAAAAAAGAAUCAAAAAAAAGUAUAUACUUUCUCUUCAGAC
This is a messenger RNA of Verruconis gallopava, 1651 nucleotides long. RefSeq lists its product as uncharacterized. The record is from RefSeq and is a predicted model, not a curated record. The transcript is spliced from 2 exons. Lineage: Eukaryota; Fungi; Ascomycota; Dothideomycetes; Venturiales; Sympoventuriaceae. The coding region runs from base 1176 to 1490 and encodes 104 amino acids.